AUGGAGACCAAAAACCUACCUUUCCUGCGGCACUUAACGCCCCGGCUUGCCUUUUGUAUAUUCCUGAUGAGCAUCAGUGUCUUUAAUUUUGGCUUGGAAAAUACAGCCUAUUCCACAAUUCAGGCAAUGGACCCAUUCAUCAAUCGUUUCGGCACCCUCCGAAAGAACGGAAAAUAUGUCAUUACUCCAAAACAUCUGAGCUAUCUGAGCGCUUUUCCGAGAAUCACGUUUGCAGCCGGCAUUCUGAUAGGAGGUCGGAUCUCGGAACGUGUCGGCCGUCGACCCGUCAUUGUAUUGAUGAUGAUUAUCUGUUUAAUCGGCACCAUUGUAUCCUACACGGCUGAGACAUUCGCAGCGGCAUUGAUCGGUCGAAUGAUUGUCAACGGCUACGCAGGUAUGGAAGGCUGUGUUGUCCCCAUGUUUCAAGCCGAGAUCUCUCCGGCUGCGAUUCGUGGUAUCGUUGUCAUUAGCUAUCUGUUUAAUCAUGUUUUUGGUUCAUUUAUCAUGUCUUGCAUCACAUACAAAACGGCGGAUUUGAAGACGGAUAUGUCGUGGAAGAUCCCUAUUGCUGUGAUGUUUGUGAUACCUUGCUUGGUGCUUUUGCUCUCUUGGUUUUUACCAGAGUCUCCCCGUUGGCUUUUGCGGAAGGGCAGAGAUGAGGACGCUUUGAAACAACUCAAAUACCUCUAUGGAAGUGACGAUCAAGCUAGACUUGAGCGUGAAAUAGAGUUGUUGAAAGAAUCUUUAGCCGCUGACACUCAGGAGGGCACCUGGAUGGAUUUACUUCGGGGCACCAAUCUGCGCCGCACGAUCAUCGUCGUCUUCAUCCAAUCCUUCAACCAAUUGACCGGUCAGACCUUCGCCACUUCAUACGGAACAGUUUUCAUCAAAUCCCUCGGCACCAUCAAUCCAUUCAAGUUUACAUUGAUAUCCCAUGCAAUUGGUUGUCUGGGCCCCUUUUUAACAUUUUUCCUCGUGGAUAGGCUUGGCCGUCGUUACAUGUACCUCAUCUUCGGCACACUGUGCGGUUCGUGUCUAUUUGUCAUGGGUGGUCUGGGUCUGGGUACCGUGAACUUCCAACAGAAGGCUGGCAUAGUGGCAAUGGAUAUCUUGUAUCCAUUCUUCUAUUGUUUUUCGUUUGGUGGGAUGUCUCCCCUAACAGGGGCAGAAGUUCCAUCACCCAAAUUGAGAGAUAAAUCCGCAGUCGUAGGCUGGAGUUUCCAAAAUCUUUGGGCAUUCGUUGUUACAUUUGUGGUACCGUAUCUUAUUAGUGAUAGUUAUGCGGGCUUGCAAUCUAGGGUCGGAUUCAUCUUUGGCAGCAUCUGUGUUCUCGGUCUCGUCUGGGCAUACUUCUUCUUUCCGGAGCUCAAGGGUCGAUCACUUGAGGAAAUCGACGAGUUCUUUCAGGCCAAGGUUCCAGCUGGGAAGUCUAGGGACUGGCAACCAGCGGCACAGAGCGUGGGACACAAGAUUACUGUGAUCGAAGAUGAUGCGCCUAAUGCAGAGGAGGUCAUAUAUCCAGAAAGUACAGAAGUCGUGAAGGACACAGGCAGAUAUAGAGUAUUGCAGAUUGCAGGGUCUUCGGUUUGA
Molecule: messenger RNA, 1590 nt
Organism: Talaromyces marneffei
Lineage: Eukaryota; Fungi; Ascomycota; Eurotiomycetes; Eurotiales; Trichocomaceae
Exons: 5
Coding region: 1-1590 (529 amino acids)
Biological process (GO): carbohydrate transport; transmembrane transport
Cellular component (GO): membrane
Molecular function (GO): carbohydrate:proton symporter activity
Source: RefSeq, a predicted model, not a curated record